Helianthus annuus (common sunflower) is the source of this 3273-nucleotide messenger RNA. RefSeq names its product exocyst complex component SEC5A. Gene Ontology annotation, cellular component: exocyst. Gene Ontology annotation, biological process: exocytosis; Golgi to plasma membrane transport. The coding region runs from base 45 to 3119 and encodes 1024 amino acids. The transcript has 21 exons. The record is from RefSeq and is a predicted model, not a curated record. NCBI's taxonomy places the organism in Eukaryota, Viridiplantae, Streptophyta, Magnoliopsida, Asterales, Asteraceae.
AUCGUCAUAUUCCCGUAGCAGAGCAGUUCCAAUCUGAAACGAAAAUGAGCGACAGUGAUGAGGAAGAGGUGCCGCAGAAGGUGUCUAAAGGUAAAUCACGUAAAUCUAAGGCCAAAAAACCCGUCAAAAAUUUCAUGCAAACGAUCGGCAAUCGAAUACCGAAAGCUAAAAAGAAGAAGAAUAAGAAGAAGCAGCAGCCUAACAAGCCUAGGGUUUCCGACGACGACGAUGACGAGGAGGAUGAGGAGGAAUCUGAGGACUCGGAGGUCGAGAUGCUUUGCAUAUCAUCCGGCGAUGAUGAACAAGAUUCCACCGUUGAUAAGAAGCCAAAGGCUGACGAUAAUAAACUCCCUGAAGGCGUAGAACCUACUAAAUGGAAGCAAGUCAACGAAUCCGAGCUUGCUCUAAGGGUGCGUGCGAUGAGGGAGUCAAAAGCAGUUCCAGCUCCAGUAGUUCAAAAAAUCGAGAGGAAACAAACACAGGGGCUCAACAAUAUGCAGUCCUUGCCACGUGGCAUGGAGUGCAUAGAUCCUUUAGGACUCGGAAUUAUAAGCAGCAGAACUAUGAGGUUGAUUACUGAACGUACAGCAACUGAACCAUCCAAUAAUGAAUACGUGGAUGCAGACCUUCGAGAUAAGUUGACGUUCUUCUCAGAGAGAUUUGAUCCAGUAUUAUUCAUUAGUCGAAUACACCAAUUUACUAGUGCAGCAGACUUGGAGGCUGGCACUUUGGCUUUGAAAACCGACCUCAAAGGAUGGACUCAGCAGAGAAAACAACUAGUCAAAGAAAAUUUUGACUGCUUCGUCUCUUGCAAAACCACUAUUGAUGAUAUUGAGUCAAAGCUAAAAAGGAUAGAGGAAGAUCCUGAAGGUGGAAGCUCUUAUUUAGAAACCAGUAUCCAAGGAAUCAAUUCAAUGGCUAACCGUGCUUUUGAACCACUACUCGAAAGACAGGCUCAAGCAGAUAAAAUCAGGGCAGUUCAAGGAACGCUUCAGAGGUUUCGCACUUUAUUCAAUUUGCCAAGUGCAAUCCGUGGAAACAUUCGUAAAGGGGAAUACGACUUGGCAGUCAGAGAAUAUAGGAAAGCGAACUCAAUUGUUCUCCCUACUCAUGCUGGAAUACUAAAACGUGUCCUUGAGGAAGUUGAAAAGGUAAUGCAUGACUUUAAACGCAUGCUUUACGAGUCAAUGGAAGAUCCACACAUUGAUCUAACAAAUCUUGAGAAUACUGUGAGGCUUCUAUUAGAGCUGGAACCCGAGUCAGAUCCUGUAAGGCGAUAUUUUGGCAUACAGAAUCGUAGGAUUCAAAUUUUGCUUGAGAACUGCACGGUUGAUCACGAAUCAAGGAUGGACCACUUGCAAAAUAAGCUAAAUGAGAAAGCAUUGUUAGAUGAAACUUGGAAGACAAUCCAGCAAGACCUACAUGAAUCAGUGGAUGGGGGUUUGGUAAAUUCACAACCAACUGAUUCAGGUUCUGAAGAACUCGAUGCUCUAAGAGGAAGGUAUAUACGAAGAUUAACAGCUGUAAUCAUCCAUCUGAUACCGCCCUUCUGGAAAGUUGCACUUUCUGUUUCAAGUGGAAAAUUCGGAAAGAAUAAAAGUGAGGAAAAAGCACAAGGGAGAUAUUUUGGUCAUUCUCUUGAAGUUGUAACUGGAAUGAUACAUGAGAUUAUAUCAGCAUAUGAAUCCAAGGUCCAAAACACGUUUCUUGAACUUGAAGAGGCGAAUGUUAUUUGUCCAUAUAUGAGUGAUGCAAUAAUGGAUAUAUCUAAAGCAUGCCAAGCUUUUGAUGCAAAAGAAGCAGCACCCGCCAGUGCAGUUGAAUCACUGCGGUCUCUUCUGUUUGAGAGCACAAAACUUUAUAUAAUGAAGCUUUGUUCAUGGAUGAGAACUUCAAUUGAUGAGGAAUCAAGAAACGAAUCAUGGGUCCCGGUGACUGUGUUAGAAAGGAACAAAUCCCCAUAUGCCAUUUCUUCCUUACCAUUAGCAUUUCGUUCUAUUAUGGUGGCAGCAAUGGAUCGGAUUGAUGUGAUGAUUAAGUCUUUAAAAAAUGAAGCUACAACAGAAGAUACUCUUAUGUUGCUCCAAGAAAUUCAAGAAUCUGUUAGGGUUUCAUUUUUUAAUUGUCUGCUAGGUUUUGCUGGCCAAAUGGAGCAGAUUGGAGGGGAGCUUGGUCAGAUUAAAGAAAAUGAAAAUGGAUAUUAUUCUCAUGUUGAAGAAGAAAAUUUAUUUCAUCAUCGCCCUGGAAGUAUUACCGAUCCACAACAACAACUGUUGAUGGUUUUGAGUAAUAUUGGAUUUUGCAAAGAUGAUCUUUUUGGUGAAAUGUACAAUAAAUACAAACAUGUCUGUCUCAAGUUCAGCGCAGGGGAAGAUGACGAUAAGGACAAAGAAGAACUGAUUGAGUCUUUCUCUGCUAUUGAAGAGAAAGUCCUUGCAGAGUAUACUUUUGCAAAGGCACAAUAUGUUAGAACCGGCGCUACUAACUACUUGUUAGAUGCUGGAUUACAAUGGGGAGGAGCACCUGCAGUAAAAGGUGUGCGGGACCCAGCUGUGGAACUAAUGCAUACUCUUGUCACUGUCCAUGCAGAGGUGUUUGCUGGUUGUGAACCCUUGCUUGAUAAGACACUUGGGAUUCUUGUGGAAGGUCUAAUUGACACGUUACUCAGCCUCUUCCAUGAACAUAAAGACACUAAUCUUAAGUUAUUGGAUGCAAAUGGUUACUGUCAACUCAUGCUUGAGCUUGAAUACUUUGAGACGAUAUUAAAUCAGUACUUUACGUCUGGAGCAAGUGAAUCUCUCAAGUCAUUACAAGGAAUUCUUUUGGACAAAGCCACCGAGAGCUGCUCACGUGAAAGUGAUGAUGACGACAAACAGCAAGGAGGGACCAUAUCACCCGAUGACCUCAUAGCCCUGGCUCAACAAUGCAGCAGCGAGCUGCUACAAUCUGAGCUUGAGAGGACUCGGAUCAACACUGCAUGUUUUAUGGAGUCAUUUCCGUUGGAGUUUGCUCCAGAAUCAGUGAAAGUUGCGUAUGCUUCGUUCAGAGGGUCAAUGGAUGCUUCCAGUGGGGUUUUCAUGGGCGCACAAGCUGUCGGAUCAACACAAAGAUGGAGAUAAUUUUCACACAAAACAACUAGUACAUGAUAUUUUUGUAUCCUAUAUUAUUUGUUGGGUCUCAGUUUUGUUAUAAAAUCUUCUCUUUUUUAUUUAUUUUUUAUUUUCAGGUUUAGCUUGUACAUUCGGUAUCAAAUUUUACAUCUAUAUUCAUUUU